Saccoglossus kowalevskii is the source of this 1068-nucleotide messenger RNA. Its product is annotated as alpha-N-acetylneuraminide alpha-2,8-sialyltransferase-like. The record is from RefSeq and is a predicted model, not a curated record. NCBI's taxonomy places the organism in Eukaryota, Metazoa, Hemichordata, Enteropneusta, Harrimaniidae. Gene Ontology annotation, molecular function: alpha-N-acetylneuraminate alpha-2,8-sialyltransferase activity. Gene Ontology annotation, biological process: N-glycan processing; oligosaccharide metabolic process.
AUGACCGACAUACCACCUCUACUCAUUGAAAACACUGUUAACAUAACUUCACAUUUAACAACAUUCAACGACACUCCGUCAGCUGCGAAUGAAACGGGUGGUAGUCCUGUGGAAUUACUGGUAAACAGAACAAUCAACUUGAAGGCUAACAUAACUGCCAAGGCUAACAUAACUGCCGAGACGAGAGAACGUCUAAAGUACUUGACAGAAACUGAUGCUCAACUACGACAGCAGUGGAAACUUAACCGAGAUAAAAUUAGCGGCAUCAGAAAUCGUCUGAAGCGUAUCGGUAAAAAUCAGUUUAUUUACACGAAGGAAAAUACCCAUGUUGGCAGAAAGUAUUACAAUACGUGGAAUGGAAUGACGAAGAUCGAUAGCUGCAAGCGAAUGUUACUACCCCAGGCGUCUCCAUUCGCAAACGUGCCGUUAUUCAAUAAAUGUGCCAUUGUUGGAAAUGGCGGAAUCCUGCGGAAUAGUAGCUGUGGUAAAGAGAUUGACCAAUACAAGUUUGUAAUGAGGUCUAACCUUCAACCUCUGGGUCACUACACAGUUGACGCUGGACGGAGGACCAACUUGACCAGUAUGAAUCCCAGUGUUAUUAAGGACAGGUUUGCUCUGCUACAAAACCCUGAUAACAUCACAAGUUUCCUUGAUGCAUUAUCGGAGUAUACUGGAUAUAUAUUGUGGAUUCCAAACAGCAAAAUGGUUACGCACGAAUUAGCCUUUGAUGUUACUACUUUGCUGCAGCAAAACUCCACGCUGGAAAUGCUGCUAUCAGACGCAAAAUAUUUCGGAAUACUUAAAAAGUUUUGGAAAUCGAAAAAACAGUUAUCAUCAGGUAUGAUGCUGGUCAGCUUAGGGAUAAAUGUAUACGAGCAAAUUCAUCUGUACGGGUUUUGGCCGUUCGAGUACGACGCUACAGGGCGUUAUUUACCAAUGCACUACUCCGAAGACUUGGACUGGUCUACCUUCCCUGGCAACCACGACUAUUCAUUUGAAUUCAAAGUGCUGACCAAGCUUCACUCUGACGGCGUUCUCAAGCUACACAUCGAUAAAUGUUCUUUAUAA